AUGCCGGGCUCUUGGUUUUGGGGUGCGCUGGGUAGGUUGGUGUGGCUCUCCUUACUUGCGCCGAGCGCAUUGAUAAUGAUCCUUGUUCCUCCAGCAUCUAUGGCGCAUCCACAACCAUGUCAGAUUCUGAGGAGGAUCGGGCACACGGUGAGAGUCGGAGCUUUGCACCUGCAUCCUCGAGUAUUCAGGCAGGAUCACCUCAGCGGGAGAGACGCGGACUGGGAUGCAGACAGGGAAACGCGGGAAGAGUGGGACACGGUCAUCCAAAGUGUGCACGAACAAGCAUGGAGGGGUAUUAGGACUAAAAGCUCAGCGAAUAACCCCAACAAGGCCUCCAAAAGUAAAACCGCGCUCAAACAAGUGGGCACGGAUGCUGUGUUUCUACCUCGAGACUCUGUUCUACUCGCUACAGAGACUCUCAAUCGAGUGGUGGGGCUUUUACCCUACAACCUCACCCUUGAGAUAGUCAUGGCUGUGGAAGCAGGACUUGGGGAACUACCUGCUUUCUCCUUCUCCUCGUCGUCUACAUCUGCCAGUGGCGAUCCCGUGUCGUUCCUGCAAAGUGUUUGCCACACUGUCAUCGUGCAAGGAGUUUCUGCCAUCAUCGCGUUUCCACAAAACAGGGACGAACUGGUGAAGUUGGAAUUUAUUUCCUCAACGCUACAGAUUCCAGUCAUCAGCGUCGUCCAGAAGGUAUUCAAACGCCAUAGUCAGAACCCACUUCAUUUCCAGAUGGCCAUGCAAAAUCCUCCAACCCCUCAAGUAGAUCUCAUCUUCUCCCUGCUGUCCAUGAACACGUGGUAUGAUGUCAGUCUGGUGAUGUGUCAACAGAUGAACAUUUCAGACUUUGUCUUCUUGCUCCAUAACAGCUCCAAAUUUCAUCUGGGCACAGUUCUCAAAAUAUCCACCAACAGCAGCUCCAAAAGUGACUUUCAAACGUCCCUUCAAGGUCAACUGGAGUCCAUCAAGGACUCAACAUCUACUAUAGUGACCUUUGGAUGUGACAUCAGGGAUAUACGGAGAAUCUUUACCACCAUUGCAAAGUUUGGACUGAGCCUUCCUGAUUACCGCUGGGUUAUAGGAGACUCUCAAAACGUGGAGGAAUUACGGACAGAGGGGCUACCCUUGGGUCUUCUUGCGCAUGGUCGUAUGGCCGAGCCCUCACUGGAUCAUUAUGUCCAGGAUGCUUUGGAGCUGGUGGCACGGGCGGUGGGAUCAGCUGCCGUUGUGUCUCCAGAGUUGGCACUGAUUCCUGGCAUCACAAACUGUAUGGCAAGACUUGAGACUAAAAAUCUUACAUCAGGAACCUUUCUGUCCAGAUACAUGGCCAACACGUUGUUUGAUGGCCUGAGCGGCUACAUCAGUGUUCAAGGGGAAUCUACCAUCAUCUCUGAAAGCCAUCACUUCAUAUGGAAUCUACAGCAUGACCCAAUAGGCAAGCCCAUGUGGACUCGUCUCGGCAACUGGAAGCAAGGCAAAGUGGUUAUGGAUUAUGGUGUUUGGCCUAAUAAGAGACAGUCUCAGCCAGGGGGGGACUGGCGACAUUCCUCACGUCUGCACGUGCGAGUCGUCACCCUGGUAGAACACCCGUUUGUCUUCACCCGAGAUGUUGAUGAAGAAGGUUUGUGCCCGGCUGGCCAGCUGUGCCUUGACCCCCAAACAAACAACACAGCCUUGCUGGAAAGACUUUUUCAGGGUUUGCAAAGUGCCAAUGACACCGUGCCCAUGGAGUUUAAAAAAUGUUGCUAUGGCUAUUGCAUUGAUCUUUUAGAGAAGCUGGCAGAGGACAUGGGGUUUGAGUUUGACCUCUACAUUGUGGGAGAUGGGAAAUACGGAGCUUACAAGAGCGGUCGCUGGUCAGGGCUGGUCGGGGACCUCAUGAGCGGGGCUGCGCAUCUAGCUGUCACUUCCUUCAGCAUCAACUCGGCACGCAGUCAGGUCAUUGACUUCACCAGCCCGUUCUUCUCCACCAGCCUGGGAAUCCUAGUCAGGACUAUGGAUACUGCCGCACCCAUCGGCGCCUUCAUGUGGCCUCUGCACUGGAGUAUGUGGCUGGGAAUAUUUGUGUCUUUACAUCUGACGGCCGUGUUCCUGACCUUGUACGAGUGGAAAAGCCCUUUCGGGAUGACCCCAAGGGGGAGGAACAGGGAGCGUGUCUUUUCUUUCUCAUCUGCGCUAAAUGUUUGCUACUCAAUCUUAUUCGGCCGGACUGCCGCCAUUAAGCCGCCAAAGUGUUGGACCGGCAGAUUCCUCAUGAACCUCUGGGCCAUUUUCUGUUUGUUCUGCCUGUCAACGUACACAGCUAAUCUCGCCGCUGUAAUGGUUGGUGAGAAAACCUACGAGCAACUCUCAGGUAUACAUGAUCCCAAGCUCCACCAUCCAUCUCAAGGUUUCCGCUUUGGAACUGUUCGGGAGAGCAGCGCAGAGGACUACGUGAAAAAAAGCUUUCCAGAAAUGCAUGAAUACAUGAGACGAUACAAUGUCCCUACAACCCCUGAUGGAAUAGAUCAUCUUAAGGAUGAUCCCCAAAAGCUGGAUGCUUUUAUAAUGGACAAAGCACUUUUAGACUAUGAAGUGUCUAUUGAUGCAGACUGCAAAAUGCUGACUGUGGGAAAGCCAUUUGCAAUUGAAGGCUAUGGCAUUGGCCUCAAACAGAACUCUCCUCUGACUUCAAAUAUCUCUGAGUUGGUUAGUCAGUACAAAUCUGAUGGAUUUAUGGACACGCUACAUGAUAAGUGGUACAAGGUGGUACCCUGUGGUAAAAGAAGCUUUGCAGUCACAGAGACUUUACAGAUGGGGAUAAAGCACUUCUCAGGGUUAUUUGUCAUGCUAUGCAUCGGAGUAGCCCUGUCUCUCCUCACCACACUAGGUGAACACAUCGUCCAUCGCUGGCUGAUACCCAGAAUACCGGAGUCGUCACAGUUUAAGUACUGGCUCCACACCAGUCAGAGAUUACAUCGAGCAAUUAACCCGACUUUCAAAGAAGACAAAUUACAGACUGUUGCAAAACCGGAGAAAAGCUGCAAUGUUGGAAACAACCAACAAAUGCCAUGGAACUCUUUGGGAACUUCCAACUGCAACAGGCAAAAACUUUCCAAUCAAGAUGGACAACAAAAUGACCUGGAAUGUUCACACUGUAAAGAACUGCUGUCCCCACCGGAGAAGAGACAGCUUCCAUUACAGGCCACAUCUAACGGAAGAACCGACUUGCUGGGCCUUGCCCAGAACCCAAUAGUACAGGAAUUGACAGAACUGGAAACACAAAUCCAGCUUAUCAAAAAGCAACUGCAGCUUGCCAUGAAGAAGAAAAAAGACCUGGAGCAGUAUCAGAAGACAGAGACUUCCACCGAGGCCUAGACAAGUGGGAACUAUGGCUGGAGUUUUAUGGGUUACGUUGUUCAAAGGCUUGGACCUAUGGGUGAUUAUUUCAAAUGCGGCUCUUAAGGGAAGCAAGACUUUCUCAGCACAUUCUCUGAAGUCGUUUUUUUAAUUUAGUUUUUCUUAUUUUUAUUCCUCAAUGAACUGAAGCUGAAAAAGGGACAGCUGGAGUCAAAUUGGAUAUAAGCAGUGUGUAUUUCUAUAUUCCCAGAAGUUCAUUUCUAAGGAUACCUUGUUUUUAUGUGGGGACAAGAAAAAGACUGUGCGUAACUGCCUAAAGGGAAGACAUUCGUGUGUCAAAAUGACAUUUAUUUAAGGUGUCAAACUGUGAUGUAUGAUAGCGUCUCCUGCAUUUUGAUUCUAAGAAGAAAGCCACGCCAUUGUCUCUGGGAUUGUAACAAGAAAGUGUUAACCUUGAACACACGCUGUUAACCUUGAAUGGUUGUUUCUAUAAAUUAAAAUGCCUUUGAGAUAUAUUUCUGUGAGAUUUAUUUCUUUCAAAUCUUCUAAAAUUAGUUUCAAGUAUCUUUUUUCAAUAUAAUGAAAUAAUUUGGAUGAGAUCUGGUGUGACCAUUAUGGGAAUCAUAAGGAAAUGAAUGGUUCUGGUUUCCAAUUCUGAUUCCAACUAACAUUUCCAGUUCCUUUUUCAAGUUAAGGACGAGAGAGGAUAAGGCCUGGGACAUUUAUGUUGUUGUUUUGUUGUUGUUGUUCUUGUUGUUUAGCCAAGGAUGGUGGGGUGUAUGUGAUGAGCAGGUUGAGGCUGAGAGCCGAGGGAGCGGUUGUUAAUGAGACACACCAGUCUUGAGUCCCACGGAGGAACUCUGGAAGGAUAAAAAGAAAAGAGAUGACAAUAAAGGACGAGAGAGG
This is a messenger RNA of Pimephales promelas (fathead minnow), 4245 nucleotides long. RefSeq names its product glutamate receptor, ionotropic, N-methyl-D-aspartate 3A (gene grin3a). Gene Ontology annotation, cellular component: membrane. Gene Ontology annotation, biological process: monoatomic ion transport. Gene Ontology annotation, molecular function: ligand-gated monoatomic ion channel activity; signaling receptor activity. The record is from RefSeq and is a predicted model, not a curated record. NCBI's taxonomy places the organism in Eukaryota, Metazoa, Chordata, Actinopteri, Cypriniformes, Leuciscidae.